AUGUUGACUGAUUAUUGCCACUGGUCUUUUGGAUCAAUUGAAUUGCAAAAGCUAGCUAUUGUUAAAUUCGGCUACUUGUCUGCUUUCUUUCCUGGUGAUAAGUUUGUGAAAAUCGUUAUACCUAAAUAUACAGGCAAUCUAAAGUACCAUACGACUGAUGAAGGGUAUGUGAAUUCGUGUUCUAGCACUGAAGCAGUAAAUAAGAAUAUAAUCUGGAAAAACAGUAACACACCGCCUGCGCGGAAAUCAUUCCGAAAGGUUAAAACUCAGGACACUGCUUCAACACUGUCCACUACCAACGGACAAAAUAAAACACCUUGUUCAUCAACCAAAGUACCGACCAGUGCUUUUUGUCAUCUACUGUCAGAACCGCAUAACCGGAUGGCGACUACGGUGCAACAUGCACCAAUGACUGCACCGUCAUCUUCCAGUUCCCAUCAUCAUGCCGCUGCUGGAGGCAAUGGUUCGCAUACCAAUACCCAAAUAUCCUCUCAUCAUGGAGCUCACCCAAGUUCAAGCUCCCAUCAUGGCACUGGUAGUGGAUUUCAUGGAAAUCAUCGUUCUUCGAAUCUGAAUGCAACUCGUGUGCAAAGCAGGUCGCGAACCACUGAUGACCCACAUAUUGGGAAAUAUAAGUUGCUCAAAACAAUUGGCAAAGGAAAUUUUGCUAAAGUUAAGCUAGCCAAGCACAUUCCUACGGGUAUCGAGGUUGCGAUUAAGAUAAUCGACAAAACUGCUCUCAAUCCAGGCAGUCUACAUAAGUUAUUUCGAGAAGUAAAAAUAAUGAAACAGUUGGAUCAUCCAAAUAUUGGUAUGCUAGAAACAAUACUUCCAUUAAAUUAA
Cercopithifilaria johnstoni is the source of this 843-nucleotide messenger RNA. The record is from the annotation of a GenBank genome assembly. NCBI's taxonomy places the organism in Eukaryota, Metazoa, Nematoda, Chromadorea, Rhabditida, Onchocercidae.